AUUCAAAACCCUAAUUCCCUCUCUCGCUCGCUCUCUCUCACAGCUGCUUCGAAUGGAGCGUUUCUGCUAGGGUUUUCCGAGAGCUCAAGCCCCCGAUUCCGCAGCCAUGUCUCGGCAGGCUUCGUCGCCUCACUUCCACAAAUCCAAGACUCUCGAUAACAAAUACAUGCUUGGAGAUGAGAUUGGAAAGGGAGCAUAUGGUCGAGUUUACAAGGGUUUGGAUUUGGAGAAUGGAGACUUUGUUGCUAUUAAACAGGUUUCUUUGGAGAACAUUGCGCAGGAGGAUCUCAACGUUAUAAUGCAAGAGAUUGAUUUACUGAAGAAUUUAAAUCACAAAAACAUUGUGAAAUAUCUUGGAUCCUUAAAGACAAAGACACAUCUUCACAUAGUCCUAGAAUACGUGGAGAACGGCUCACUUGCAAACAUCAUUAAGCCAAAUAAGUUUGGACCUUUUCCAGAAUCACUGGUAGCUGUGUACAUUGCUCAGGUUUUGGAAGGGUUGGUGUAUUUACAUGAACAGGGUGUUAUCCAUCGAGAUAUCAAGGGUGCAAAUAUUUUGACAACUAAAGAGGGCCUUGUGAAACUUGCUGAUUUUGGUGUUGCUACAAAAUUGACCGAGGCUGAUGUGAAUACACAUUCAGUUGUUGGAACGCCAUAUUGGAUGGCCCCAGAGGUGAUCGAAAUGUCAGGGGUUUGUGCUGCUUCAGAUAUUUGGAGCGUUGGCUGCACCGUUAUUGAACUUCUUACAUGUGUACCUCCUUACUAUGAUUUACAGCCGAUGCCAGCUCUAUUUCGUAUUGUUCAGGAUGAACAUCCUCCCAUUCCUGACAGUCUAUCUCCUGACAUUACUGAUUUUCUGUGUCAAUGCUUUAAAAAGGAUGCUAGGCACCGGCCUGAUGCAAAAACACUGUUAUCUCAUCCUUGGAUACAAAACUGCAGGCGAGCGUUGCAAUCAUCAAUUCGUCAUAGUGGAACAUUAAGAGAUGUACAGGAAGAUGUUUCUAUGGGUGCAGAACUCUCCAAUGGAGAUAUUCGGAGCUCUGGCGAAAGUCCUGCAGAGAAAACGGAAGAAGCAACUUCUGCUAUUAAAGCAGAUUCUAGGAAAGAGUUAUUAUCAACCGGCAUUUCUGAUGUGAGAAAAUCUGGGGAGGAUCCUGCUUCAGAUGUGAAAUCUGUUGAGGAAAAAGCAGAUGGUUUAGAAAAUGAUCUGACAGAUCCAGCUCCCACCUUAGCUAUACAUGACAAAUCAUCUUUGCAAAAUGGUUCUGGCAGAAUAUCUUCUAAUAAGGAAUUGGCUGCCUCUGAGGCAGCUGAGCUAGAUGAUCGAGCACAUACGGCCAACAUUGAUGAACCACCAAUGAAUGGUGAGGUUAAAUCUCCUGAAUUGACGACAAAAAGUGUAACAAAACAUGGCAAAGGAAACUCUAUUGGGUUUAGAUCAUUUGGUUUCGGAGCAAGAAAUCAGGAUGGUACUUUUGAAAAGGCCUCGAAGAUGCCAGUAAGUAUGGGAGGGAAUGAACUCAGUAAAUUUAGUGACACUCCAGGAGACGCUUCCUUGGAAGAUCUAUUUCAUCCUUUGGAUAAGCAUCCCGAUGAUAGGGCAUUUGAAGCGUCAACAUCUUCUUCUGUAUCACAUGUGAACCAAGGAAAUACAUCUGUAAAUGACGCUGGAAAAAGUGACCUGGCUACGAAGUUAAGAGCUACAAUUGCGCAAAAGCAAAUGGAGAGUGAAAUGGGUCAGGCUAAUGGCAGUGGUGGUAACUUGUUACAGCUGAUGAUGGGUGUUCUCCAAGAUGAUGUGAUUGACAUAGGUGGUUUGGUAUUUGAUGAAAAGUUGCCCGGAGAAAACCUUUUUCCCCUACAGGCUGUUGAGUUUAGCCGGUUAGUUGGAUCACUGAAACUAGAUGAAUCAGAAGAUGUUGUUGUCUCUGCCUGCCAGAAACUUAUUGCUAUAUUUCAUCAGCGCCCGGAGCAGAAAAUUGUUUUUGUCACGCAGCAUGGUUUGCUCCCUUUAAUGGAAUUGCUUGAAGUUCCUAAAACUCGAGUUAUAUGUUCUGUGCUUCAAAUCAUAAACCAGAUAAUCAAGGAUAAUACUGAUUUCCAGGAAAAUGCUUGUCAUGUUGGUCUGAUCCCAGUGGUAAUGAGCUUUGCGGUACCUAGUCAUUCUCGAGAAAUUCGUAUGGAAGCAGCUUAUUUCUUGCAACAGCUUUGUCAGUCAAGCCCGUUGACUCUGCAAAUGUUCAUAGCUUGCCGUGGAAUACCUGUUCUGGUGGGCUUUUUAGAGGCUGAUUAUGCAAAAUUCAGGGAAAUGGUUCAUCUAGCUAUUGAUGGCAUGUGGCAAGUCUUUAAGCUUCAGCGAUCAACUCCUAGGAAUGAUUUCUGUCGCAUAGCUGCGAAAAAUGGAAUUCUCCUGAGGCUUAUUAACACCCUUUAUAGCCUGAAUGAGGCAACCCGUUUAGCUUCCAUUUCUGGUGGGACUGGAAUUCCUCUAGAUGGUUCUGCUCAGCGCCCACGGUCUGGUUCAUUGGAUCCUGGUCAUCCCACUUUUGCUCAGAGUGAUGGACCACUUUCUGAUCAUAAUGAUCACUCGAAAAUUAGGCAUGGCAUAAAUGAUUCACAUUUGUCUACUGGAGCAGUGGAACCGGCACGUGCAUCAACUUCUAAUUCUCAAAGAUCAGAUGCCAAUCAAUCAGAUCCCCGGUAUCUUCAUCUAGAUACUGAUAGACCUCAAUCUAGCAAUGGAGUGGGAGAUACUUCGGUUUCUUCUAAAUUGCAAGAGUCAACAGGUGCAGAUAAAGUAAUAAAUAUGUCAUCAAAGGAAACUUCAACUACUUCUCGAGGAGAUCUUGACCUUAGGCAGCAGCGUGCUCCUAUAUCUCUUCAUAGAUCAGCCACUGAUAGACAUCCCAAAAUGAUGGAAGGUACAUCAAAUGGCUUAUCAACAACAGCUGCUUCUCAACAGGAGCAAGUUCGGCCUCUUCUUAGCUUGUUGGAUAAAGAACCCCCUUCGAGACAUUUUUCUGGUCAGCUUGAGUAUGUACGCCACCUCCCUGGGUUGGAGAGACAUGAAAGUAUACUGCCCCUUUUACAUGCCUCUAACGAAAAGAAAACAAAUGGUGAAUUAGAUUUCCUUAUGGCAGAGUUUGCAGACGUCUCUCAACGUGGUAGAGAGAAAGGGAAUCUUGAUUCUACUACUAGAGUUCCCCCCAAAACAAUAAAUAAGGAGAUGGGAAUACUAGCAUCUAACAAAGGAGCUGCUUCCACCUCCGCAUCUCAGACAGCAUCAGGGGUAUUGUCUGGUUCGGGUGUUCUGAAUGCUAGACCAGGCAGUGCAACAUCAUCGGGUUUACUCUCGCACAUGGUAUCAACAUUGAAUGCAGACGUUGCAAGGGAAUACCUAGAAAAGGUGGCAGAUCUUCUACUUGAGUUUGCACGAGCAGAUACUACUGUAAAAUCAUACAUGUGUAGCCAAAGUUUGCUCAGCCGUCUUUUUCAGAUGUUUAAUAGGGUGGAGCCCCCAAUUCUUUUAAAGAUACUGAAGUGUGUCAACCAUUUGUCAACUGAUCCAAACUGCUUAGAGAAUCUUCAGCGGGCAGAUGCAAUCAAAUAUUUGAUUCCAAAUCUUGAACUCAAAGAAGGAUCUCUUGUAUCUCAAAUACAUCAUGAGGUCCUAAAUGCCUUGUUCAAUCUCUGUAAGAUUAACAAGAGGAGACAGGAACAAGCAGCUGAGAAUGGAAUAAUUCCACACUUGAUGCACUUUAUCGAGUCUAAUUCUCCUCUGAAACAAUAUGCGUUGCCUUUGCUCUGUGAUAUGGCUCAUGCUUCACGUAACUCAAGAGAGCAAUUAAGGGCCCAUGGUGGGUUGGAUGUGUACUUGAGCCUUCUAGAGGAUGAGCUUUGGUCUGUGACUGCAUUGGAUUCAAUUGCUGUUUGUUUAGCUCAUGACAAUGACAACCGGAAGGUAGAACAAGCACUGCUGAAAAAGGAUGCAGUUCAGAAGUUGGUGAAAUUCUUCCAGUGCUGUCCAGAACAGUAUUUUGUGCACAUAUUGGAGCCAUUUUUGAAAAUUAUCACGAAAUCGUCUCGAAUUAAUACAACAUUAGCUGUUAAUGGUUUGACACCGCUGCUUAUCACAAGACUUGACCAUCAGGAUGCUAUUGCCCGUUUAAAUCUUCUUAAGCUGAUAAAGGUGGGCUAA
Molecule: messenger RNA, 4198 nt
Organism: Fragaria vesca subsp. vesca
Lineage: Eukaryota; Viridiplantae; Streptophyta; Magnoliopsida; Rosales; Rosaceae
Product: serine/threonine-protein kinase sepA-like
Exons: 23
Coding region: 107-4198 (1363 amino acids)
Biological process (GO): protein phosphorylation
Cellular component (GO): cytoplasm
Molecular function (GO): protein serine/threonine kinase activity; ATP binding; protein binding
Source: RefSeq, a predicted model, not a curated record